AUUAUUUCCACGCCAUUAUACUCAAGCGAUACCUCAUUGGAAUCGCUGUAGUCAUGGCAACCGUUUUGCGUCAAUCUCUCGUUCUGAGUCUGCGAUAGGGAUGGCAACGUUGAGGCAGCUGAACUUGAACGUUAUUGACCGCGAAUCGUAAUGGAUGUAGUGCUUCUGUAGGACGUGACAUUAAGAACGUGAAUUUUUUAUCGAUGACCUUAGACCCGAGAGAGUCUACGUGCUGACGUACACUUGAAGUGUUAUCGCCAACCUACUAUAUAUUACUGGACAACGAGACAAGGACUCUCGAUACAUAAGGAACACAAAGAGAUCUCCCACAAAAUGAAGGCCAUUUUGGCUUUCCUUGUCGCUGUUGUUUGUUGUGUCUACGGCUCCCCUGUCAAACGGGAUUCAAAGACAGAAAAUGUCGACCUUCUCAUGCCGACCGUUCAACCUAAAGUGAAAGACACAUAUCUCUGUUACGGUAUGAAAAUGAACGAAACUCCUACCUACAUAGUUGGAUUCCGCCCUCAUGCCAACAAAGAAAUUGCCCAUCACAUGCUCCUCUACGGAUGCAAGGAGCCAGGCGUCAGGGAUAAAAACGCCAUCUGGAACUGUGGCGAGAUGGCCCACACUACUUCUUCUUAUUCCACAGCAGGGGUUUGUGGCGAAGGUCAACAAAUUGUUUAUGCAUGGGCAAUGGAUGCCCCAGCUCUGCAGCUCCCUGAAGGCGUUGGUUUUAAAGUUGGAGGGAAUACAAAUAUUGACUACCUCGUCCUACAGGUUCACUACAAAGAUGUUUCUCCGUUUUUAGCUGGGGAAACUGACAGUUCUGGCAUUACCUUGGUAACGACAGAUCAACAAAUGCCGAAGCGAGCUGGCGUUUAUCUUCUAGCCACAGGUGGACGAAUACCAGCUCAUUCCGUCGAAUACUUGGAAAGUGCUUGUCCACUACGAACCGACCUCACCUUACAUCCCUUCGCAUUUAGAACCCACACGCACACACUCGGGAAAGUAGUGUCGGGAUACAGAGUCCGAGACGCUAAAUGGGAGGAAAUUGGGCGGAAGAGCCCACAGGAACCCCAGAUGUUUUAUAACGCUACAAGCCCAGGAAUGGAAAUAAGGAACAACGAUAUCUUGGCUGCCCGUUGCACAAUGGAGAACAAUUUGGACAGAACUGUAUAUAUAGGUGCCACCCAAAAUGACGAGAUGUGCAAUUUCUAUAUGAUGUACUAUGUGAACGGUGACAGGAUCGCCGACCAGAACUCCUGUUUUUCCUCUGGUGCGCCUUAUUACACUUGGGAAAGCUCCCCAUACGCUGGAAACAUGAACCUGAAGGAACAGCCACAGACAGUAAGCUUAGUGCCAGGGGAGAAAACUCCAAAGAGAAAGGGCCCUGUAGCAAAACUCGAGCGUGCCGAGAACCCAGAAAGGCGACAACAACGACCACGGGGACACGCAGUCAACCGUAACGAUUUUGCGCGCUUACUUCAGGCUCUCAACACUGCAUACGAUUCUGACUACAAGAUGUAUGACAAUGUUCUCUAAAAAUGACGUUGUUAAAGUCUCAAGUUGUUUGUUGUCUUUCUUGUUUAAAUUAAUGAAGUCUAUAUAAUAUAUUGUUAAUCUUUGUUUUGUUUUGUUUU
Messenger RNA from Ylistrum balloti, 1637 nucleotides. RefSeq names its product peptidylglycine alpha-hydroxylating monooxygenase-like. Bases 334 to 1539 code for a protein of 401 amino acids. Gene Ontology annotation, molecular function: copper ion binding; peptidylglycine monooxygenase activity. Gene Ontology annotation, cellular component: extracellular region; membrane. Lineage: Eukaryota; Metazoa; Mollusca; Bivalvia; Pectinida; Pectinidae. The transcript is spliced from 13 exons. The record is from RefSeq and is a predicted model, not a curated record. Gene Ontology annotation, biological process: peptide metabolic process.